ACACUGGUGCGUAUGGAAAUCCCCCCCGCGCGACCCUUGGCUCACACCUGACCGUGUCCAGUCAGCGGGAGAAGGCGCGAGGCCGCAGGCAGACCGCUGUACAUCAGCACGGUCUCUCUCUCUCUCCACCGGCGACAGCUGCUUCCGUUAACCGGCGGCUGUGGACCAGCGUCACUCAGCUCCUGUGAAGAGGGCGACAACAUGCCGCGGUCCUUCUUAGUAAAGAAACAUCAAAGCUGUAAGAAAGCAAACUAUGGAAGGCUGAAUUCAAACACAGAGGAUGCCCCUUUCAGCACCCAUGUAGACUCUCUGCAGCACAGCGACAACCUUCCUCACCAUCAUCGUCCAGUACCGAGCCCACAGCUACGGCAGAGGGCCCACUCUCUCUCCACCUCCUCCUCUUCCUGUCCUUUUUCUCUCAGAGGAGACCGAUUGCAUAUUCCACCCUCUCCAAACACCUCCCCUCUCUCCUUGUUAGAUUCCUCUUCAGAGGUUUACAGUCGAGGCCCUGCAGAAGCCUACAAACCAGCUGAAUCGUGUACCAAACUGAACCUGGAAGUCCAGAGUAUGACAGCAGAUCACAGGAGGAGAGAGAGCCUCCUUCCUCCAUCCCUCCCUCUCCUGGCCCUCCUCCCUGGCAUCCCUCCUGGCAGCAGCAGCCACGAGAACUUUGAGUGUUUGGACUGUCAUAAAGAGUACUUCUUCUCAGGCUUGGCCAAACACAAGCAGCUCCAGUGUGAGUGGAGCACUAAGAAGUACUUCAGCUGUAAGUACUGUGAGAAGGAGUAUGUCAGCCUGGGAGCACUCAAGAUGCACAUCAGGACACACACACUGCCCUGUGUGUGUAAACUCUGUGGCAAGGCCUUCUCCAGGCCCUGGCUGCUUCAGGGACAUAUACGAACACACACAGGAGAGAAACCAUUCUCUUGCCUCCACUGCAGCCGAGCCUUUGCCGACCGUUCCAACCUGAGAGCUCACCUCCAAACCCACUCUGAAGUGAAGAAGUACCAGUGUGCAAGCUGCUUCAAGACCUUCUCCAGGAUCUCACUGUUAGCCAAGCACCAAGAAGCAGGAUGCCCGCUGUCCUGACAGCCUUUAAACUUCAAUACUGCAGAGUCAGCCUGCUCCAAAAUACACUUCUGUCUUACUGUUGGCUGAACAUCAGUAGUGUGGCUGCUGUCUGAUGUUGGACAAUCUCCAAUGACCCUCUGGGAUCUUUGCAUCACUUGGUGUGUGGAUCACAAAAUCUGAUGCCUGAGCAGUUGAACAAAUGUUGUGUCACUUGAUGUCUCUGUGAUGUGAUGACCGCCAGGGGAAGCCUGAUAAAAUUGUGUAUUAACAUCUGUAACUUCCUCUCAGAAACCAUUUGCUUAGUUACCAAAUGUAUGUAUACAAACUAACAUUUUAUAAUAAGAGUUUAGUGUUGCACAGAUUGAGAACACCACAACUGACUCAUAAAUGGAGCAGCCACAGGUGUAUAUUGAUGAUCUUUCUGCUCAUAUUUCCUGCUAUUUAAACUGUUCAAAAUAACUAACAGUGAUUUUAGAACUGACUGACAGACUAGCACUAGUACUCUCAAUUAGGCCAAGUGUUUACUAGACUGUCUCAGUCAUCAUGGAAUCUUUUCAGGUGGAAUUUCUUCUGUGGUUUAGGAAUUGAUUUAUAGUCCAGUGUCAGAUCACCUGUUGAUGUUGCCACCACAAUACUACUGGAUGUACCACAAAUGAUCAGGCUGUAUUGUGUUUUACUCAUAGUCCUCACAGUAACUGUUUUUAAGCUCUGUCAUUCUCUGUGACAGAGUGGUGAUUGUGGUGAGCAGAAGGUUUGCAGUGGAGAUGUGUGUUAGAUGCAUGUUUCUGAAAAGCAGCAGAUUACAGAGUCUUUCUACAGCCUGCUGCAUGUUGUCAUCACAGACUUAUAGGAGAAAAUAAGCAGCCAAGCUGACCAAUUACAGUUCUUAAAGUUUCCAGGUGGUAUCUCUGUAGUUCCAUGUUUGAGGAGGUGUACACUAGGUACAGUGUAGACUGCAGUGUGUGUGCACAGGUGCCACUGCCAUGUCAUAACUGCUUAAUGCACAACUAUAAAUCCAGCUUUAGUCCACUGUCUUGAAAAGUGAGCAUUCAAAUGAGCCAUACCAUCACUCUGGCCAACAUCUAGACAUGUCCUUCAAUAAAAACAACAUGUAGUGGACACCUGGCUCUACCUAGAUAUUACCAUUGGCUGUGUUCAGGGUCUGUAUGGACAGGCUGUUUCUGUCUGGAGAAAGGCACACGUAAAUUGGGACUAUGAGAAAAACAGAGAGGAAAUUUCAUGCUAUCACCCACAGUGUAGUCAGAGGGAGGGAUUACUGAGGUCAGAGAAGUAUUAUGUCACCCUAACAAACAGCUGUGGGAAUCUCUGCAUUGAUGAUCACCCUGCAUCAGGCAAACCUAGUAAGACCAACUGAUCAAAGUCAAUCCAAAGACACAAAGUGUUACAGAGAAAACUGAAUUAACACCAAACUCAAGUGAUGGUCAUGUUACAUUUAUUCAGGUCAGGCUUCUCUCUCAUCAGCUGGAGUAGCAAGUAGCAGACUGAGUAUUCAGUUACAUUACGUUAGUAUUAAAUCACAAUAAGAUUUGAUAUACUGUAUGUCAUCAAGUUGUUUUUUCUGCAUAAAACUGCAUUUUGUUUGACAUGAUCUUAAACUCUGAGUGACUAAAACUUUAGAAGUACUGUAAAAGCUUUGUGCUCUGUUAAAACAAUGUUAUGUAUAUUUUUGUAUUAAAAUGUGAUUUUCAGCAGAUAAGUGCUUGUUGACUGAUAAUAAA
This is a messenger RNA of Thunnus maccoyii (southern bluefin tuna), 2810 nucleotides long. Its product is annotated as protein snail homolog Sna-like. Gene Ontology annotation, molecular function: DNA-binding transcription factor activity, RNA polymerase II-specific; RNA polymerase II cis-regulatory region sequence-specific DNA binding. The transcript is spliced from 3 exons. The record is from RefSeq and is a predicted model, not a curated record. Gene Ontology annotation, biological process: regulation of DNA-templated transcription. Bases 202 to 1089 code for a protein of 295 amino acids. NCBI's taxonomy places the organism in Eukaryota, Metazoa, Chordata, Actinopteri, Scombriformes, Scombridae.